AAAAAGGGUAAAUUACGGUUAGCCCCUUGACGUAAUGUCAAAUUACGAGAAAACCCUACAACAAAAGUUCAUCAGUCAAAUAGGUACAAGAGUAGUUAGAAAGAGGAGCUAAAUUUUGUCUUUUGCCCCCAAAAAUAUUGAACUGCUGAUCGCAAUUCGCAGAGAGAGAGAGGGAGAGAGAUGGAGUGGUGUGUAUCGAUGCCGAAGAUUGAAUUACAUGCUCAUCUAAAUGGCUCCAUUAGAGACUCCACUCUGCUGAAACUUGCUAGAGAAUUGGGUGAGAAGGGAGCUAUUAAUUUCCCAGACGUGGAGCAUGUUAUACUGAAAAAUGAUCGAUCGUUCAAGGAAGUGUUCAAGUUGUUCGACUUAAUUCAUAUUCUUACUACCGACCACAAAAUUGUUACUAGGAUGACCAAAGAGGUUAUUGAAGAUUUUGCUGAUGAUAAUGUUGUUUACUUGGAACUAAGAACUACUCCAAAGAACAAUGAUUCUAAAGGAAUGAGCAAGCGCUCGUACAUGGAAGCAGUUCUAGAGGGCAUAAGAUCUGUUAAUUCGGUUGAGGUGGAUCUUUGUCAUAAACUGAAAGAAGAUACUUCUGCACAUUCCCACACUGUGGAUGAUAUCUGUAAUAAUAAAACUCGAAGAAAGAAGAUAUACGUGGGGCUACUGCUCAGUAUCGACCGCCGUGAAACAACUGAAGCUGCAAUUGAAACUGUGAAGCUUGCUUUGGAAAUGAGAGAUUUGGGAGUAGUGGGCAUAGAUCUUUCCGGAAACCCUGUCAUUGGUGAAUGGCUGACAUUCUUACCAGCUUUGGAGUUUGCUAAAGAGCAAGGACUUCCAAUUACUCUACACUGUGGCGAGGUACCCAAUCCAGAUGAAAUCCGUGCAAUGCUAAACUUUCUUCCUAGGAGAAUCGGACAUGCUUGUUGCUUUGAAGAUGAUGAGUGGAAUCUCUUAAAAAGGCUCAAGAUUCCGGUGGAGAUUUGUUUGACAUCCAACAUUAUAACUGAAACGAUUGCUUCUGUAGAUGUUCAUCAUUUUGCUGAUUUAUAUAAAUCAAACCAUCCGUUAAUAUUGUGCACGGAUGAUUGUGGGGUUUUCUCUACCAGUAUAUCUGCUGAGUACGCACUAGCCUCGUCUACAUUUGGUAUUGGAAAGAGGGAAAUGUUCGAGAUGAAUGACAGGGCGAUUGAUUUCAUUUUUGCAUGUGAUAGAGUAAAACAAGAACUGAAGACUAUGUUUGCUUCAGGUCUUAGUGAACUCCUCAACUUAUAGCCGUAAUUUUCAUCCAAGGCUUCAAAAGACUUUGCUUACGACAACAACAGUAACUGCUAAUGGCGAAUUCUGUACUUGUUCCUUGGUUUCUGUGAACGAAUAUGUUUCGAUUUUGUUCUCGAUUUUCACUUGUCUGGAAUCCAAUGUAAUUAUGUAUGUCGAACUCCGGUGGCGAUGAAGACAACUUUGAAGAAACGGUAUAUUGAGGUCAAUAUUUUAGUUAUUUUUCAAUCCA
This is a messenger RNA of Erythranthe guttata (spotted monkey flower), 1510 nucleotides long. NCBI's taxonomy places the organism in Eukaryota, Viridiplantae, Streptophyta, Magnoliopsida, Lamiales, Phrymaceae. The record is from RefSeq and is a predicted model, not a curated record.